Homalodisca vitripennis (glassy-winged sharpshooter) is the source of this 1485-nucleotide messenger RNA. Its product is annotated as peroxisomal membrane protein 11C-like. The record is from RefSeq and is a predicted model, not a curated record. Bases 407 to 1231 code for a protein of 274 amino acids. Gene Ontology annotation, biological process: peroxisome fission. The transcript is spliced from 5 exons. NCBI's taxonomy places the organism in Eukaryota, Metazoa, Arthropoda, Insecta, Hemiptera, Cicadellidae. Gene Ontology annotation, cellular component: peroxisomal membrane.
UGUGCGGUGUGCCGGACAACCAAACUUAGUAUAAAAUUUGAAAACCACUUGGAAUUAGUAAGUGGUAAUAAGCUGCGAGGUGGUUUGUUUGUAGUAUGCUGUGGUUAAAUUAAGUUGUUUGGUCGACGUAGUAUAGCAACCAAGGAAGGAAACCAUAGCACCAUAAGUUUAAUUUACGACUAAAUGUUGAAAAAAGCUGGUUGUUAUAGCGAAUUAGAAAACCUACUUAUAUUUGCAUAGUAGGUUAUGUGAUGAAUUACUGUUGUCUCAUCAAUGGAAUAAGUGUUUAAUUUCAUACUGUGUGACAAAUCAUUUGCUGCUUCAUUUUAGGUCUGUAGUCCUAUUAGGAGUAGGGUACAACAGAAUCUAAUAUUCCUGACUGUAUAGUAACAAAGUUUUAUUUCAUAUGGAGUGUAAAAGAUUACUUGAAAUGUUGGAAAGUCAUAGUGAGAGAGACAAACUGUUACGGUUCCUUUGCUAUACCUCUCAGUUGAUUGGAGGAGUUACCAAACAGAAUAAGUAUUCAAAGUUUAGUCAUCAGUUAAGUGAGUGCCGCACAACAUUGCGAUUACUGGAUGAUGUUCCUAUGUUAAUGUAUUCUCUGUCAUACGGAUUGGGCAAAAAAGAACCUGACACUUACAUGCAAGUGUGUGGAGUGAUAGUGAAUAUACUGGACCAGCUCUACUACCCUCUUGAACAUGUGGCGUGGGCUGCUGAUAAGGGUAUCCUCUCCCAGAACAGUGAAAAAUGGUGGCUGGCCAGCAACGUCUGCUGGGCUCUCUCCCUGUACUUCAAUAUUGCCAGAUCACUCCGAUAUUUACACCUACUCAACUCUGAUCCCAUUCACGUACACAAUGAGUCUGUUUUGAGGAAGAAGGGCACACCUGAUAUAAUGAAGAAAACUUUAAGGCUGCAGUUGGCAGAACUCAUAGCAGUUGUCUGCUAUAUAUGUGAUUUUAUUAAUGCUAUUCACUGGAUGCCAGAAGGCUUUCUUUGGGGUGGAAGACUGAAGCAGUGGCAAAUUGGGGCUCUAGUUACGUCAGAUCUGAGAGGGCUAUUGUUUCUCGAGUUGGAUACGGCUGGGCCAAUGAGAGAACACCGUGGAUGUCCAUCAGAGGGAGGGGGAGAAGGGAACUGCCUGCUCAUAAUUUUCGGCCUUCUUUUGGUAAUUAAGUUGAUGACAGUGCGCGCCCUGUUUCAAAAUUUUUUUCCGCGAGGGAUUUUGAGGUAAGCACCAAAUUUAUUGUACUUUAUAUUGAAAUAGUCUUCCAGAUCUGAUAUUACAUUAAUUUUGUUGUCUUUUUUAUAGGAAAAAUUAAAUUUAUAGAAACCAAAGAGCAAUCUGUAAACUGACUCUUGAUAAACAAUAGAGCACAAUAGAAUCAAACAAGUUACAUUCGGUUCAAACUUGCAAGAAAAGUGAAUUAAAAUUGAACUUUGUUAAUAACUUUGAUUGAAUUUUGAAAAUUUAGUAAUUUAUUAAUA